Prunus dulcis (almond) is the source of this 2541-nucleotide messenger RNA. RefSeq lists its product as uncharacterized. Gene Ontology annotation, molecular function: nucleic acid binding; RNA-DNA hybrid ribonuclease activity. The coding region runs from base 1 to 2541 and encodes 846 amino acids. The record is from RefSeq and is a predicted model, not a curated record. NCBI's taxonomy places the organism in Eukaryota, Viridiplantae, Streptophyta, Magnoliopsida, Rosales, Rosaceae. The transcript is spliced from 3 exons.
AUGCGGACGGAGGUCGAAAAACUCCAAACCAUCGGCUUCAUCUGGGAGGCAACAUAUCCGGUAUGGCUGGCAAAUUCCGUCAUGGUAAGAAAGUCCACAGGCGGGUGGCGAAUGUGCCAAGACUAUACCGAUCUCAACAAAGCCUGCCCGAAGGACAGCUUUCCGUUGCCACGGAUAGACCAGCUCGUGGAUGCUACUGCCGGCCACGAACUGCUGAGCUUUAUGGAUGCCUACUCCGGCUAUAACCAGAUAUUCAUGCACCCUCCCGACAGCGAACAUACCGCAUUCAUAACGGACAAAGGGUUGUACUGCUAUAAUGUCAUGCCGUUCGGUCUGAAGAACGCAGGGGCAACAUAUCAAAGGCUCGUCAACAAAAUCUUCGCCGAUUAUCGGAUGAGGCUGAACCCGAAGAAAUGCGCCUUCGGUGUAUCUUCCGGGAAAUUCCUCGGCUUCAUGAUCAGUCAGAGGGGGAUCGAAGCGAAUCCCGAGAAAAUAAAAGCAAUCAUCGAUAUGCAGAGGCCGAAAACGACGAAGGACAUCCAGAGCCUUACCGGACGCGUGGCCGCCCUGACCCGCUUCAUAUCGAAGGCUACCGAUAAAUGUGUACCGUUCUUCAAAGCCUUGAAAGGGGGCAAACGGGAUAUCACAUGGACUGCCGAAUGCGAUAACGCAUUUCAAGACUUGAAGAACUACAUGAGCAAAGCCCCUUUGUUGUCAAAACCGCUGCCUGGAGAAAUUCUCUACCUAUACCUUUCGGUAUCCGGAACUGCCGUCAGCUCGGUAUUGAUUCGGAAACCUAAACAGGCAGAGUUACCAAUUUUCUAUGUCAGCAAGGCACUCCAGAGUGCUGAACUUCGGUACCCACCAUUAGAGCAGCUGGCUCUAGCCCUUGUUGUCUCGGCACGAAGACUUCGGCCAUACUUCCAGGCACACGGGAUCAAAGUCCUGACCAACCAACCCCUCCGGCAAGUCCUCCAAAAACCAGAAAUUUCGGGGCGAUUGAUCAAAUGGGCGAUCGAACUCGGGGAAUUCGACAUACAGUUCGUUCCAAGGCCCGCGGAGAAGGGCCAGGCUGUUGCCGAUUUUAUCUCCGAGCUUACCCCAGCAACAGUACGGCCGACAUCUGAGGCGAUUACCGAGACCAUCUUGCCGGAUCAAACAGACGCCGAACGCCUUGACACAUCAACUCCCGUGUGGGGUUUGCACGUCGAUGGCUCGGCAAACCAGCAAGGAUGCGGAGCGGGCUUAGUGCUGACAACACCGGACGGACUCAAGAUCGAGUACGCCCUCCGAUUUGACUUUCGGACAUCCAACAAUGAAGCGGAAUACGAAGCCCUCUUGGCCGGCCUUCGGUUAGCCAAGAGCAUGAAUGCAAAGCAAAUCCGAAUUCACAGCGACUCCCAGCUUAUUGUGAACCAGGUAACGGCAGAAUUCGCCGCAAAGGAUGCCUCCAUGUACGCCUACCUUUCAACCGCCCAUCAGCUACUCCAAAGUUUCCAAGCAUACGAGAUCAAACAGAUCCCCAGAGGCGAAAACAGCCAUGCCGAUGCUUUGGCAAGACUCGCUUCGGCGAUAAACGACAAAGUCGGAAGAAAGGUACCAGUGGAGAUUCUUGCCCAACCAAGCGUUGUAGCCUCCGAGUUAUGUGCCGUACGGUAUGAGGAUACAUGGAUGUCUGAUAUAUACUUAUACCUGACGAACGGCACCCUACCUGAGGACAAAGCCCAGGCCCGGAAGCUAAGAUACCGAUCGGCAAGAUACACAGUCAUCAACGAUGUGCUCUACAAACGUGGCUACACCACCCCGUAUCUCAAAUGUCUUACGGCAGAGCAGGGGGACUACGUCCUUCGGGAAAUUCAUAACGGUGUAUGUGGCGACCAUUCCGGGUCCCGAUCCCUCGCCUACAAAGUCUUUCGGCAGGGAUACUUUUGGCCGACCAUGCAUCAGGACGCCAAUACACUGGUGAAGAAGUGUGACAAAUGCCAGCGCUUCGGUAACGUCCCACAUAUCCCUGCUGAACCUCUCACACCGAUUCUGGACAAGGCAAAGAGAGCCUGGCCGGAAAAGCUUCCCGAAGCACUGUGGGCCAUUCGGACGUCUUACCGAACGUCCACUGGAGAAACCCCUUUUUCUCUGGCCUUUGGAUCAGAAGCGGUGGUACCCGUGGAAAUCGGCGAACCUUCCUACCGAACGGAAGCUUUCGCACCGAAGCAGAACGAGGAGGCCAUGUCUCUAAGCCUUGACCUACUCGAGGAGCACCGAGCACAGGCCAACCUUCGGAAUGAAGCCUACAAACAGCGUGUGUCUCGGUAUUACGACUCUAGAGUCAGACCCCGCUCUUUCCGAAUCGGGGGCUGGGUCAUGCGCAAGGUAUCGCUUGUGACGAAGGAUACCACGGAAGGAACCCUCGGACCUUCCUGGGAAGGACCUUAUGAAGUCAUCGGUAUCCUUCGCUCGGGACCCUACCGAUUGAGAGGCUCCAACGGCAAGGCCCUCGGCCAUCCUUGGAACGUAGAACAUCUCAAAUACUACUACAAGUGA